CGUGGCAACUAGUUGACAUUUCUUGAUGUCAAUUGGGGAAGCUAGCAGAAUGUCAAAUUUAUAUUUAUACGUUUUUGUGUCAGUACAAAGCAAUUUUUUCACACCGUGAUUUAAAUCAGUAACCAAAAAGCUAAUCGGGCACCAUGACGUUCGGCGCGAUUCUGGACACCUCCAUGGAUCCCAUGGAGGAGACCCGAUUCAAGAAGAAGCACCAGGUCCAGAUCUUGCGCCUCGCCAAAAAAUCUCAUUUUAACGUGAUGGAAGUCGAAACGUUGCUCAUUAUUUACUACAAGCUGCAAAAGGACGGACCGGAAAAGCAGCAGGGCGUCAACAAGAAUCAGUUUCGUGAUUUCUUGCACAUGUGUCUGGACAUGACCGACGAUAAUUUGAUGGACAGGAUCUUCUUGGCGAUAGACAAAGGUCCCGUUCAAUACCUGUCGAUGGAGACGUGGAUCAUGACUUUGUCGCUGUUUCUGAGAGGCACUCUGGAGGAACACAUCAAUUAUUGUUUCAGUGUUUAUGACAUGAUGGGCGAGGGCAUUAUUGGUAGAGAAACCAUGUUUAACUUGCUUAAAAGCGCCGUGGUUGGACAGAGCGAAGAAGAUUCGGAAGAAGCCGCCAAGGAUUUGCUCGAGGUGAUUACCAAAAAGAUGGAUAUCGACAGAGACGGAAAAAUUUCUUUCAACGAUUACAAACAGUCGGUCUUGAACAAUCCGGCACUAUUGGAAGUAUUCGGUUACUGUCUGCCAUCGCGGUUAUCAGUUAUAGCAUUCCUGACUACGUUUACUAAUAGAAUUUAAAAUUAUUUUACCUGGUCUAGGAAAAAUUUCUCGAACAUAUUAUCGACGAUGGACGCCUUUAACAUUUUCUUCUGCUCCUUUUCAGCUCGCCUAAAGAGAAAAAAUGCUAUACCAAUAUACUUUGGAACAUUUCAAUCAUUUUGUAAAAAUGCAUGGAACAAUAAAAACUAAAUGUUUCCAACAAUCAA
Molecule: messenger RNA, 988 nt
Organism: Aethina tumida (small hive beetle)
Lineage: Eukaryota; Metazoa; Arthropoda; Insecta; Coleoptera; Nitidulidae
Product: calaxin
Exons: 3
Coding region: 144-800 (218 amino acids)
Molecular function (GO): calcium ion binding
Source: RefSeq, a predicted model, not a curated record